This is a messenger RNA of Drosophila willistoni, 1398 nucleotides long. It is a transcript of the gene stai, whose product is annotated as stathmin-1-A. The coding region runs from base 133 to 1335 and encodes 400 amino acids. Gene Ontology annotation, biological process: neuron projection development; microtubule depolymerization; regulation of microtubule polymerization or depolymerization. Gene Ontology annotation, cellular component: cytoplasm; neuron projection. The record is from RefSeq and is a predicted model, not a curated record. The transcript is spliced from 6 exons. Lineage: Eukaryota; Metazoa; Arthropoda; Insecta; Diptera; Drosophilidae. Gene Ontology annotation, molecular function: tubulin binding.
CGCAAAAAAAAAAAUUAUAUAAAUAAAUAAUAGUAAAAAGUGCUGUUUAGCAAGCAAUAAAAAAUCUCUAGAAAUUGUCUUCUGUUUGUUAACGCGUUAUAUACAAACAUUUUUUAUUGGAUUCCAAUUGCAAUGUCAUCGAUAAUUAGUAGUUUUCAGAAAUUAUAUCGCAAAUGCUUAAGUUGCCCCGCCCAAGGGGAUCUGGGCAGACGUUACGAGUGCAGUGUUUGUGGUCAGGAGGUUAUCUAUUGUGGCAAUUGUUUUGACGAUGGCAAGAAUAAGCCAACUAAGAAACACAAGUAUUAUCAUCCCAUGAAGGCCAUAUACAAUCGGGCCACCUUUGAUCUUUAUUUUUGCGGUGAGGAAUUGAUUAAUGGUGAGGCGCCACAGAGUUUCAAGUGUGCAUUCUGCGGCGAAAUGGGUUUCGGCACGGAGGAGUUGCAAAUGCAUGUCCUGACCAAGCACAGCGACCAUCCCGAUGCUGAUGACCUAAUGGAAAUAUUCAAGCAAAUGAAUAAAGUAAAAAAGGGCCAAGACAAAAGUGAGCCAGAAGAAGAAACAGAUGCUCCAGCUAAGGCUGAGAAUGAAUCCACUGAGAUCCGUUGCCAGGAGAAGUCCCGUGGUGGUCUUAGCUAUGAGGUCAUACUGGCCGAACCGGCACCCAAUGUGGCCGUACCCAAGCGUCCCGUCACCCCUGGCAAGAAUGUCAGUGUGGAGGAGAUUGAGCAAAAACUAAAGGCAGCCGAAGAACGUCGCAUUUCAUUGGAGGCCAAGAAAAUGGCUGAGAUCUCAACUAAGCUGGCCAAGGUUGAGGAGGCCACGCGCAAAAAGGAUGAGAUCACCAAUGAGUUCAUCACUCAGACCAAGGAGCAAUUGGAAACGAAAAUGGAAUCGGUUGUCGAGAAGCGUGAAGCCAUCAUAAGUGACAUGAAGGAGAAGCUAAAGAUCCAUGCCCAGGAGAUUGAGAAAACGCGUGAGACAUUGGAGCAACAAAAGGCCAAUGAGCAAAAGGCAAUCGAAGAGAAAUUAAAGAUCGCUCAGUCUUUGCGUGAUGAAAAUAUCAAGAAAAUGUUGGAUCGCCUCAAGGAGCAUAACACAAUCAAAAUUGCCGAAAUCAAAACCCAGAACGAUCAAUUGGAAAGUCAAAAACUCGAGGAAAAAGCGCGCAUUAUCGAAAACAAAUUGUUCACCGCCGAGCAGAAUCGUGAAAAGGAAUUGCAAAAGAAAAUUGAGAAAGUUCAAAAACUUGAACGUCGUGCUGAACUGGUGCGUCAGAAUAAGGCCCAGACCCAGGAUAUGGAUGGUCAGCAGAAUGCCAUUGCCUCGUCUGGUUAAGUUUAACUUGGGGGAAAACAAUAAAAUGAAAUGGCGUAGAGCGUCAGACACACAGAUGGAGGG